Messenger RNA from Pichia membranifaciens NRRL Y-2026, 1059 nucleotides. RefSeq lists its product as hypothetical. Gene Ontology annotation, cellular component: cytoplasm; nucleus. The transcript has a single exon. The coding region runs from base 1 to 1059 and encodes 352 amino acids. NCBI's taxonomy places the organism in Eukaryota, Fungi, Ascomycota, Pichiomycetes, Pichiales, Pichiaceae. The record is from RefSeq and is a predicted model, not a curated record. Gene Ontology annotation, biological process: intracellular signal transduction; protein phosphorylation. Gene Ontology annotation, molecular function: ATP binding; MAP kinase activity.
AUGCAGAAGCAAAACUACGUGUUCAACAUCCGCGACUACAAGGUGCUGAGUGUGAUCGGGCAGGGCGCCUACGGCGUGGUGGCGGUCGGGCACCGGCACCACAGCGACCAGGUGGUCGCCAUCAAGAAGAUCGAGCCGUUCGAGCGGGACCUCUUCUGUCUGCGCACCCUGCGCGAGGUGAAGUUCCUCAAGCGCUUCGACCACCCGAACAUCAUCAAGAUCCUCGACAUCCAGAAGCCCACGUCCUUCGAGGGCUUCCGCGAGGUCUACCUCGUCCAGGAGUACAUGGACGCGGACCUGCACACCGUCAUCCGCACCCACCACCUCAGCAACAACCACAUGACCUACAUGCUGUACCAGCUGCUCAAGGGCGUCAAGUACCUCCACAGCUGCGGCAUCAUCCACCGCGACCUCAAGCCGGCCAACCUCUUGGUCAACGAGAAGUGCGACCUCAAGAUCUGCGACUUCGGUCUCGCGCGCCUCGAAACAGACCCGCGCGACGGCUCUGCCCCGCAGAAGGACUCCUAUCUCACGGAGUACGUGGCCACGCGCUGGUACCGCGCCCCGGAGAUCAUGCUCUCGCUGGCCCAGUACUCCAAGGCAAUCGACGUGUGGUCGAUCGGCUGCAUUCUCGCGGAGAUGCACCUCCGCGAGCCCCUCUUCCCGGGCAAGGACUACCGCCACCAGCUGCUGCUCAUCUUCGAGGUGCUCGGGGCGCCCACGGCGGCCGACCUCGCCAGCGUGCGCCUGCCGCGGGCCCGUGAGUACCUCCGCACACACACGGGCGGCCAGCGCCGCAUCCCGAUGCGCAAGAUCUUCCGGCGCGCCGACGCCGCGGCCGUGGACUUCAUCGAGCGCACCCUCACCUUCGACCCGGCCAGACGCCUCACCGUCGACGCGUGUCUCGACCACCCGUACGUGGCCGAGUUCCGCACCCCGGCCACCGAGACCGCCGGCAGCCCGAUCCCGCCCGAUUUCUUCUUCUUCGACGAGCUCAAGGACCAGCUCGGCCUCAUCGACCUCAAGCGCAUGCUCUACGCCGAGAUCAUCAGCGACUGA